AUGUCUGAUCUCUUUUCUAUUUCCACCCGUCCCCCUCCCUCUGCCCCCCGUGCGGGCGGGCAAUGGGCGCGGGGGGCGAGCGUGGGGGGCGGGGGGCGGGGGGUCCCGGUCGAGGUGGCGGGGCCUUCGCUCCCUGCCCCCGGGCCACCGGGCCAAUGGCGCCGCGGCGAGGCCUGGCCCGACCCGGGCUCAGUCGCGACACAGCCGCGACCCUUGACACACGGGUGCGCGCCCGCCGUUUCACGCGCAGUGACAUCAACCGGCACCAUCACGCACGGCGCGCUAGUGUACGGCGGGGUCGGCGGGCCGGGGCUAUGCCCGCGCGGCCCCGACCUCCCGCCGCUCGAGCUCGGCUUCCGCGGUCCCUGGCGCGAGGACGAGCUGCUUCCCUCGACUCCUGCCAGCCAGGCCGCCUCCACGCAGAGCGGCUCCUCCGCCGCCGACAAGGGCCAGAACGUCGAGUGCGUGGUCUGCGGGGACAAAUCCUCCGGCAAGCACUACGGCCAGUUCACGUGCGAGGGUAGGUAG
Molecule: messenger RNA, 528 nt
Organism: Papilio machaon (common yellow swallowtail)
Lineage: Eukaryota; Metazoa; Arthropoda; Insecta; Lepidoptera; Papilionidae
Product: retinoic acid receptor RXR-beta-like
Exons: 2
Coding region: 1-528 (175 amino acids)
Biological process (GO): regulation of DNA-templated transcription
Molecular function (GO): sequence-specific DNA binding; DNA-binding transcription factor activity; zinc ion binding
Source: RefSeq, a predicted model, not a curated record